AUGAUCUCAACUACAUUUGAAUGUUUACCUGUCGAUGUUCUUUUUGAAAUUUUUGCUUAUUUGUCUCCAGUUAACAUUGUUAAAUCAUUUUUACCAUUGAAUAAACAUUUUUCAAGAACGAUUAUUUGUGAGUAUUUAUGGCACAUAGAUAUUGCUGAUAAUUUAACGUCAUUAUCGAUAUUCAAUGAAUUGUGCCAAAAUGUGUUAAAAUUAAUAGGAGCUCGAAUCGUUUCAUUACGUCUAAGAUUAAGUAAUGUUAUUAAUGGAUGGUCACUUGUUUCAUCAUCUCUUCGAUUUCAUAAAUCAAGAUUACUUCGACAUCUUCACCUGAUUGGUAUUACAGCAGAUGAAUUUAAUAAAUUAUUGCAUAGUCAUUUAAUAAAAGAAUUAUAUACUUUAACGCUCGAUGAGGUAGACCCCGACCUCAAGGAUCAACCAGUGGAAGGAGCAUAUCUCGCUAAGGUAUGCGCACAAUUGACACAACUACGAACAUGUCGACUGCCAUUUAAUUUUUAUCCUAUAGAAAAUGGUCGUAUAGUAGAAUCAUCAUUGGUACUAGCAAGAAUGAUCCUACCAGAUAUUUCGAAUACAACUUUCCUUCAUACGCUAACAAUUGGUAUAAACACAAUAUGUUUUCUAGAAGGUUUAGUGAAAUGUAUACCUUUCAUUGUAAAUCUUUCUUUUGGUAUACAAGAUUCGAAUAUUUAUGAUGAAGAUGAGUGUAAUGUUAUAUCAUUGCCUCCUGCUAUUGAUUAUCGCCUUCUUGGUCGUCUAUCUCGUCUUAGUAUGAAUUGUCGGGAUAAAAGAAGUUUUUAUAGAUCUGUUUCACUUUUAUCAUCUGUAUUUAAUCAACUUAAUCAUUUCUCAUUAAUAUUAUAUGCUAGUACAUCAGUAUCUGAUCGAUGGAUUAUAUCAGGUGAUACGAUUCAAAAAUUAUGUAUUCAUCGUCUCAAACCAUCAUCAAUAUAUACUCUUAAUCUAUCAGUUACCGUUAAGAAUGAUUUGGAUGAAAAAAGAAUUUUUAACUCGUUUCUUAAAGUUCCGUUUGCUCUUAAAGAACGACCAAAGGUUAUUAUUAAAGAACGUAAUAAUUGGCUGAGUAAUUCGAAUAAUUAUCGUUGUAUAAUAUACACUAUACCAUUUAAUGAAAGAAGCCUUUCAACGAAUUUAUUAUCUAAAGAUCUAUCGAAAUGUUGUUCAAUGUCAAUAAAUGAAGUAGAUUUGUUUCCAUACGCUGAUGAAUUAUUUCUACAAGGUUAUUAUGAUAAAGAUUGUUUCUUUGAGUUGAACAAUUGUAAAAGUCCAAUAUCAUUAUUGGUUCCGUGGCCAUUAUUAACAAAAAUUUCAUUCGAUGAAGGUGUUGUUGUCAGCGUACAUGUCCUAGAAUUAAUAUUACGAAAGGCUUACAAUGUUCGCACGCUACAUAUUUAUUAUGGCAAUGAGAAUUUAUCCCGGUCAAUAUUACGUAACAUUGAUGGCGUGGGAACUCAUAUUAAUGAACAAAUUGAAUCAUUUAUUCUGGAUGAUUAUACAUUGACAUUACGUAAUGCUCACGAUUUUUGUACGGUACUUUUUAAUCGACUACCUAAUUUGAAAAAAAUUUCGUUUUCUCUCUAUGAUUCAAUCAAUGAAUGGGAUAGAAUACUGUCGCGGAUUGUUAAUGGUGAAAAUAAAGCUACAAAACGUAUUCGAGAAGUUAUCCAUUUUCUUGUUGAUCAUUUUAAACAACUUGUUUUUGUUGAGAUUAAUCUUUAUAAUUUGACUUUUUCUCAAACACAUUGUUUUUCUCAUCUAAUUCGACGACAAAUUCAUCAAUAUCCACUUAGUCGACCUUAUCGAUUUCAAUAUUCUGCUCCAAUGAUUCAAAUAUGGCUUUAG
Adineta steineri is the source of this 1878-nucleotide messenger RNA. NCBI's taxonomy places the organism in Eukaryota, Metazoa, Rotifera, Eurotatoria, Adinetida, Adinetidae. The record is from the annotation of a GenBank genome assembly.